Ochotona princeps (American pika) is the source of this 1277-nucleotide messenger RNA. RefSeq names its product high mobility group box 1 (gene HMGB1). Gene Ontology annotation, biological process: regulation of transcription by RNA polymerase II. Gene Ontology annotation, molecular function: DNA binding, bending. The record is from RefSeq and is a predicted model, not a curated record. Gene Ontology annotation, cellular component: nucleus. The coding region runs from base 174 to 821 and encodes 215 amino acids. The transcript is spliced from 5 exons. NCBI's taxonomy places the organism in Eukaryota, Metazoa, Chordata, Mammalia, Lagomorpha, Ochotonidae.
GCGCGCUGGCUGGAGAGUAAUGUUACAGAGCGGAGAGAGUGAGGAGGCUGCGUCUGGCUCCCGCUCUCACAGCCAUUGCAGUACAUUGAGCUCCAUAGAGACAGCGCCGGGGCAAGCGAGAGCCGGACGGGCACUGGGCGACUCUGUGCCUCGCGGAGGAAAAAUAACUAACCAUGGGAAAAGGAGAUCCUAAGAAGCCGAGAGGCAAAAUGUCAUCAUAUGCAUUCUUUGUGCAAACUUGCCGGGAGGAGCACAAGAAGAAGCACCCGGAUGCUUCCGUCAACUUCUCAGAGUUUUCGAAGAAGUGCUCAGAGAGGUGGAAGACCAUGUCUGCUAAGGAGAAGGGAAAAUUUGAAGACAUGGCAAAGGCGGACAAGGCUCGUUAUGAGAGAGAAAUGAAAACCUACAUCCCUCCUAAAGGGGAGACAAAAAAGAAGUUCAAGGAUCCCAAUGCACCCAAGAGGCCUCCUUCGGCCUUUUUCUUGUUCUGUUCUGAGUAUCGUCCAAAAAUCAAAGGGGAGCACCCUGGCCUCUCCAUUGGUGAUGUUGCAAAAAAGCUGGGAGAGAUGUGGAAUAACACUGCCGCCGACGACAAGCAGCCGUACGAGAAGAAGGCUGCCAAGCUGAAGGAGAAGUACGAGAAGGAUAUUGCCGCAUACCGAGCUAAAGGAAAACCUGAUGCAGCCAAAAAGGGAGUUGUCAAGGCUGAAAAGAGCAAGAAAAAGAAGGAAGAGGAGGAAGACGAAGAGGAUGAAGAAGAUGAAGAGGAGGAGGAAGAUGAAGAGGAUGAAGAGGAAGAGGAAGAUGAUGAUGAUGAAUAAGUUGGUUCUAGCGCAGUUUUUUUUCUUGUCUAUAAAGCAUUUAACCCCCCUGUACACAACUCACUCCUUUUAAAGAAAAAAAAAUUGAAAUGUAAGGCUGUGUAAGAUUUGUUUUUAAACUGUACAGUGUCUUUUUUUGUAUAGUUAACACACUACCGAAUGUGUCUUUAGAUAGCCCUGUCCUGGUGGUAUUUUAUAGCCACUAACCUUGCCUGGUACAGUAUGGGGGUUGUAAAUUGGCAUGGAAAUUUAAAGCAGGUUCUUGUUGGUGCACAGCACAAAUUAGUUCUAUAUGGGGACGGUAGUUUUUCAUCUUCAGUUGUCUCUGAUGCAGCUUAUACGAAAUAAUUGUUGUUCUGUUACCUGAAUACCACUCUGUAAUUGCAAAAAAAAAAAAAAUGCAGCUGUUUUGUUGACAUUCUGAAUGCUUCUAAGUAAAUACAAUUUUUUUUAUUA